CAUGUUGGCGAGCGUCAUGCCCUUCGCGCUCCGGAUGCAACGUCGACACUGGGCCAUGAUAGUAAGACCGCAUUGUCAGAACCACAAGCCAACCUUCCCUGCUUCGGCGCCGUUGUCCUUGGCCAUGGCCAACAUUCAGAACUGCAUGUGUUCCUACGCACUGGCCCAGGUGAUUUCCCUAAACAUUUUGACGGAUAUAUAACACGUCAAGGCUCGUACUUUGGGAUUAGCGUGUACUACACACUUAGGAAUAAUGGGGCGAGCUGCUUCUAUGACCUGCACAAUUUCGCAAAAGCGAACGCACUCUUUCCUGAAACCCGCUUCCUACCUACUCCGUCCAAAAGCCUUGAAAACGCUCGUGGCAUUCUCGGGCCAUUUUGAAAACUUUCUCUCUCAGAGAUUGGUCCAAACCCCUCCAGUGCACGAAGAAACGGCGUCCUUCUCGCUAUUAGCUUGUUUUUCGUAUUUCUUGGGGCCACAACAUGUUGGAGCCAAUGACGGGACUGUUCGCUGCCAACGCAUAUGCAAAACUUCUCGCAAAAAGAGCAAUGCGCGGCCCGAGCCACUGAAGUCGAUCCUCUUGCGUCAACACAACAUGUUUCCUGAGAUCGAUGUUUGUACCUAUCUUUGCGAAAUGGCUGGCUUCAUGGUUGCUCUGCUAGUGUUGUGCGUGAGUAUGGACUUCAUGCUUUACUCGCCUCCUACCGUAUGCUAUUUCGAUAGGCCGAAUGUGACCUUAGAUUCGCUACCUUGCUCAUGUCAGUUGCGACUUCGAGCAUCUUGCUCCUGCCUAACCGUAUAUACGGUUUGUAGGGUGAUUCCAAAGCCUUCUGGAUGACAGUGCGUCGUAUGUGAGAAAUAUAAUCUAACUGUCGGUAGUGAUGCACAAUUCUUCCGAUAAUGUUAGGCAAAACACGUCAGUGAGACACUACUGACACUACACAGCACCACCUGCUGUCCCAUCAGGUCAAGUUUCUUUGCGCUAUUGGCCAUAUCGUUCAGUUCCGAUAAGAGAACUGCUCGGGUCUUAGUAUCCUCACGAGUAUGGGUUUGGAGUCCGUUUGUUUACUAUCUUGAUGCAAGUGGUCCAUAAUCUGUAACACGUCCAAAAUGUACGAACGCCGAGCAAUCGGAUAUCAGAUUCCCCCAC
Molecule: messenger RNA, 1150 nt
Organism: Somion occarium
Lineage: Eukaryota; Fungi; Basidiomycota; Agaricomycetes; Polyporales; Cerrenaceae
Source: the annotation of a GenBank genome assembly